CUUCGGCCCGGGACGGCGGCGGACGGGGCGCCCGCAGGCCGGGGCUGCAUGGGGCUCCCGCGCGGCCAGCUCCUCUGGCUGCUGCUCCUGCUCGCGGCUGCCUGCUCGGGGAUCCUCUUCACUCUGUACUCCUCGGCAGUGGGGCCGUACCCGGGGCCCCGGUCCGGAGCCAGGAAUGCCACAUCAUCUCGAGCAUUCUUUGGACACAAGGCAUCCAACGCUGGACCAAGAAAGAGCCCGCACUGCCAACAUCCACUUUAUCAGGCCAUCCAGAAGCACCCCCACUUCCGCACCCUGUUCGAUCUCUCCAUUCCAGUACUGCUCUCGGGGGCCCUCUUCACUCAGGAGCUCUGGGACAGGCUGAGCCAGCAUAAAGCCCCCUAUGGCUGGCAGGGGCUCUCCCGCCAAGCCAUCAACUCCACCCUGAGCCUCCUGAAUGGCUCCGAGAGCUCCAGGCUAUACGCCGCCUCCAGGAAGCGGCCCUCCAAGUGCAUUCGCUGUGCGGUGGUGGGGAACGGAGGCAUUCUGAAUGGCUCCCGCCAGGGGCUGAACAUCGACGCCCAUGACUACGUGUUCAGACUCAAUGGUGCUGUGAUCAAAGGCUUCGAGAAGGAUGUGGGCACCAAGACCUCCUUCUACGGUUUCACCGUGAACACAAUGAAGAACUCCCUCAUCUCCUACUGGAAUUUCGGCUUCACCUCCGUGCCACAAGGCCAGGACCUGCACUACAUCUUCAUCCCCUCUGACAUCCGGGACUAUGUGAUGCUGAGAUCGGCCAUUCUGGGUGUGGAUGUCCCCGAGGGCCCUGAUAAAGGGGACAGGCCUCAGACCUACUUCGGACCGGAAGCCUCUGCCAGGAAAUUCAAGCUACUACAUCCAGACUUCAUCAGCUACCUGAGGGAGAGGUUUUUGAAAUCAAAGUUGAUUAACACAAAUUUUGGAGACCUAUAUAUGCCUAGUACUGGGGCCCUCAUGCUGCUGACGGCUUUGCACACCUGUGACCAGGUUAGUGCCUAUGGAUUCAUCACAAGCAAUUACUGGAAAUUUUCAGACCACUAUUUCGAGCGAAUUAAGAAGCCACUCAUAUUCUACGUGAACCACGACCUGUCCCUGGAAGCCACCCUGUGGAAGAAACUGCACAAGGCCGGCAUCCUUCGACUGUACCAGCGCUGACCCUGAAGUACCCAAGCCUUUUGUUCUUGCAGAGCUGUGGACCCGUGGGCACCUUCCCUGGCCCCUCACGUGCCUAGGCGGCCCCCAGUUUUUUCAGCCUCUGAGAAGGGCUCCAGCUCCCCUCCACCAACCCCUUCUUCUCUAGAGAGCACAAGAGCUGGACUUCUGACUGUUUUUGAAGCCUGUUCAUUGCGGGACACCCCAUCUUGUUCUUGGUUUCUCCAAGAAGACUCCCCUCAAGAUUGGAGACGGAUAUCCCGACCUUGGGCGAAGGGAGACGACCGCUCUGCUGGGUGUUUGAAAACUGAAGGUAAUGUAAUAGGAGACUGUGACCCUCACCAGCGAAGGGCAAACACACUUCAGAGCAGAUGCUCUAAGCCAGCCGUUGGUAGAGAACUUGACAAUGUGGGUGCGGUGACUUCGACAUCUCCACUGACCAGGGUCAAGCAGCAGUGCAAGCUUGCCCACUCGCCAGCCAGACCCUCCCACGAGCAUGUCCAGCCCCCCAGCAACUCCACGACGUCAGACUCUAAGACAUGCCUACACCACCCGAGGACAUGACCACUUUCCUUCUGCCCCAUGAUGAAGUGGGAGCACAAAAGGCACAAUGUAACUUGAACUAGGUACUUGCAUAAAUGACAGAAUGACC
Molecule: messenger RNA, 1822 nt
Organism: Neogale vison (American mink)
Lineage: Eukaryota; Metazoa; Chordata; Mammalia; Carnivora; Mustelidae
Gene: ST6GALNAC2
Product: ST6 N-acetylgalactosaminide alpha-2,6-sialyltransferase 2
Exons: 9
Coding region: 49-1173 (374 amino acids)
Molecular function (GO): sialyltransferase activity
Source: RefSeq, a predicted model, not a curated record